Messenger RNA from Naegleria lovaniensis, 1245 nucleotides. RefSeq lists its product as uncharacterized. Bases 1 to 1245 code for a protein of 414 amino acids. The record is from RefSeq and is a predicted model, not a curated record. The transcript has a single exon. Lineage: Eukaryota; Heterolobosea; Eutetramitea; Acrasida; Naegleriidae.
AUGUUCUCGAACGUUCAUGAAAAUUCUGUGAUCGUUAGCAGCAGCAACACACAUGUGAUCCUGCCUGAAAUUGAGAAGGGUCCAACCAAGCAUUUCCAACACGAAUCCGAUAUUUUCUUGUAUUUUAAUGAGGACCAUCAUCAUGGUCAUAAUUUUAUCUCGAACAAAUUUCAGGUAUAUUCGGCACAAGCCAAUGGUCCUCUCUUGAAAGAAGUGAACUUUACUCCUCAUCCAUUGAUCAUGUGUUGUUCCGAAGCGUAUAGUCAGCAUUAUCCGUUAAUUCUCUCUCCUGACGAUAUUUGGCUUCUCAUUGCUCAGGGUUUUGCCAAACAUGUUGAAAUUCAUUCGAAACAAUUACGAUCUCAAUUCAUUUCUGAUAAUUCUGAAUGCGAGUUGAAAGAAACCAUGAAGCAUUCUCUUGGAACAGCUACGAGUUCUCAAGAGUUAGGAAAAAUUCCAAUUACUGUCUACUUGGAACCCUAUAUACAAAAUAAGAAUGAUCACUCUAGUUGCAAUGUUUUUAAACAAGUGGAUUGGAAAGGAGUUGUGAAUGAAAUUGUUUCAAAAGUGAACGCACAUUUGAUUGGAGAUACCCUCCAAUGGUUACAAUGCAAUUUCACAACAUCGACAUACAUUGAAAAAACAUGCUCUGAAAUUGUCAUGAUGAGUGCACUAAAAAAUUACUUUUCCUACCGUAACAUGUUCAAGUGUGGACUGCCUAGUGUGACCUUACUGGGCACCUUGCAAGAUUGGGAAAGUAUUAAGGAACGAACUUUGCAAUUGGAACAAUAUGGAAUGCAAUUUUGGAUCAAAGCAUUGAUUCCCAUUUUAGAUCAAUUCAUUGAGACAUACAAAUUCAACUCUACGAAUGACAACCCUCUUCCAAACUCUUUAAAAAAGUUUUGGAAUUCCAUUGCACUAAGCAAAGUAAAAAGUGGCUCCACCAAAGUCACUGGAUGGAUCUCGUACUUUUUCCCAUACAAUUCACAGAAUGAAAUUUCGGCCGAUUUGCAGAACCUCUCCGAACACUUCUUAGAUCAAGUCGAUAUUCAUGCAUGGGGAACCAAUGCCAGCGAAUUUCCUUCUGGGUUAUCCUCUGUAGAUGUUGCCGUUGAAAAUAGUCCAAUAGCCAAUGUCCAUUCUUUGAAAUAUAUGGCAGGCUUUUUAGGAUAUGAUUAUGAUGAAACUUGGAAGGGAUUGAAACCUCGAAUGGGUUGGGUCAUUGCUUCAGAAAAAAAGAAAUAA